Molecule: messenger RNA, 2424 nt
Organism: Clarias gariepinus (North African catfish)
Lineage: Eukaryota; Metazoa; Chordata; Actinopteri; Siluriformes; Clariidae
Product: septin-7-like
Exons: 13
Coding region: 217-1503 (428 amino acids)
Biological process (GO): cytoskeleton-dependent cytokinesis; cilium assembly
Cellular component (GO): cell division site; septin complex; microtubule cytoskeleton
Molecular function (GO): GTPase activity; molecular adaptor activity; GTP binding
Source: RefSeq, a predicted model, not a curated record
GCGUAGAGCGACAGUCGCUUUUCCCCGAGUCGCAUCCCGCGUUACAUCUCCUCCUGCACUCAGCUCUCCAGGCUUCCAUCUGAUCUCAUCCCAUCCGGUGUGUCAGAGCCGGUUUGGUCCAGAGGGAGGAGAACGGAACCCCGGGUGGUUUAUUACAUCCGAUUCUUUGUCCGUUUGAUGCUUUGAUUCCCGGGACGGAUCCUGGGUGGUGUCACGAUGAUCGAGAGACCGGACUCGGCUGUUUCCAGCGCUGCGCAGAGGAAUCUGGAGGGAUACGUGGGAUUCGCCAAUCUGCCCAACCAAGUUUACCGCAAGUCUGUCAAAAGGGGCUUCGAGUUCACACUCAUGGUUGUAGGUGAGUCUGGAUUGGGCAAGUCGACGCUCAUCAACUCGCUGUUCCUCACUGACCUGUACUCCAAGGAUUACCCCGGACCCUCCCAGAGGAUCAAAAAGACGGUGCAGGUGGAGCAGUCCAAAGUGCUGAUAAAGGAGGGCGGAGUUCAGCUCACACUCACUAUAGUGGACACGCCAGGGUUCGGAGACGCCGUGGACAACAGCAACUGUUGGCAGCCGGUGAUCAACUACAUCGACAGUAAGUGUGAGGACUUCCUGAACGCUGAAUCUCGAGUCAACCGGAGACAAAUGCCAGAUAACCGAGUGCACUGCUGCUUGUACUUCAUCGCCCCCUCUGGUCACGGAUUAAAGCCUCUGGAUAUCGAGUUCAUGAAGCGUUUACACGACAAAGUCAACGUCAUCCCGCUGAUCGCUAAGGCAGAUACACUCACACCUGAGGAGUGUCAGCAAUUCAAGAAACAGAUAAUGAAAGAGAUUCAAGAACACAAAAUAAAGAUUUACGAGUUUCCCGACACGGAGGAGGACGAGGAUAAACUCAUCCGCAAGAUAAAGGAGCGGAUGCCCCUGGCUGUUGUGGGCAGUAACGUGGUGGUGGAGGUGAACGGCAGGAAGGUCAGAGGGCGUCAGUACCCCUGGGGCGUGGCAGAAGUGGAGAACGGCGAGCACUGUGACUUUACUGUCCUGCGAAACAUGCUCAUCAGGACUCACAUGCAGGACCUGAAGGACGUGACUAACAACGUGCACUACGAGAACUAUCGCAGCAAGAAGCUAGCGGCCGUCACCUGUAACGGAGUGGACGCCAGCAAGAGCAAAGGCCAGCUCACCAAGAGCCCACUGGCUCAGAUGGAGGAGGAGCGGAGGGAGCACGUGAUGAAGAUGAAGAAGAUGGAGGGUGAAAUGGAGCAGGUGUUUGAGAUGAAGGUCAAAGAGAAGAAGCAGAAACUGAAGGAUUCUGAGGCUGAGUUGGAGAGGAGGCACGAGCAGAUGAAGAGGAACCUGGAGGUGCAGUAUAAGGAACUGGAGGAGAAGAGGAGGCAGUAUGAGGAGGAGAAGAACAACUGGGAGGUUCAGCAACGUCUACUGGAGCAGCAGAAACUCGACGCCUCCAAGACGAUGGAGAAGAACAAGAAAAAAGGGAAAAUCUUUUAACACGUCCGGCGUCCUCACCCUGUCCCUCAGCAACACACACUCCUGAUCACAUGAUUAUAUCCUCCAGGCUCUACACACACACACACACACAUUUCUUUUUUUUACAUUAAUUGACACAUUAAUUGUGUGUGUGUGUGUGUGUGUGUGUGUGUGUGUGUGUGUGAUGAUCUGUAUCACAGCUCUGUAACUUCAUUUAGAUGGUGUGAGGCGCCCUCGUGUGGACGCUGAUGGCUAUUGCAGUCACUGCUGAGUUCAUCCUAGAGUUUAAUGACGAGGAGGGUUUUAUUUACCGUCCCUCUGAUAGCUAAGAAUAAGCUCUGACACACACACACACACGCACACACACACACACACACACACACACACAUGAGUAAGAGACCCAAGCAUUAACCGUGACCCCAUUUGAUCAUGUACACCGUACUGCGUGUGUGUGUAUGUGUGUGUGUGUGUGUGUGUGUGUGUGUGUUAUUAGGUUACAUAGAUCUCACUUUUAUGUCUAGCUAAUGCUUUUGCACAGAAAGUGGCCUAGCGAGGUAAGAUACUGUUUUUUUUAUGUCCAGAAAGCGCUCAGAUUUGCUUCAGGCAGGUGAAAUAGGAUACUACACACACACACACACACACACACACACACACACACACACUGCUAUCCACUAUGCAAAUGUAAACAGUUCUUCCAGCUAGCAGUUAGAAAACGCUGCAAAAACAUCUCAGUAGAUCUAACACUCUAACAUCUGCCGAGGCUUAAUAAUAGAACGCACCAUCAGCACCACUCAUACCCCCCCCCCCCCACACACACACACACACAUGCUUGAUAUGUUGUUUUUUUCUGUUUUCACCUCUGCAUUUUAUUCCUGUCUGUUCUGUUCAUCCUAACUGUACAUUAUUAUUCCUAUUAAAGAUGAGACGGUGAUACUAAACACA